Molecule: messenger RNA, 1641 nt
Organism: Scomber scombrus (Atlantic mackerel)
Lineage: Eukaryota; Metazoa; Chordata; Actinopteri; Scombriformes; Scombridae
Product: mothers against decapentaplegic homolog 4-like
Exons: 11
Coding region: 1-1641 (546 amino acids)
Biological process (GO): BMP signaling pathway; SMAD protein signal transduction; cell differentiation
Cellular component (GO): heteromeric SMAD protein complex
Molecular function (GO): I-SMAD binding; RNA polymerase II cis-regulatory region sequence-specific DNA binding; DNA-binding transcription factor activity, RNA polymerase II-specific
Source: RefSeq, a predicted model, not a curated record
AUGUCGUUGCUCAGCCCGGCGCCCAGCAGCACAGACGCCUGCCUCAGCAUCGUCCACAGCCUGAUGUGCCAUCGGCAGGGCGGUGAGAACGAGGGCUUCGCCAAGAGAGCCAUCGAGAGCCUGGUGAAGAAGCUGAAGGAGAAGAAGGACGAGCUGGACUCGCUCAUCACUGCCGUCACCACCAACGGAGUUCAUCCCUGCAAGUGUGUGACCAUCCAGAGGACGCUGGACGGGCGGCUGCAGGUAGCGGGGAGGAAAGGUUUCCCUCAUGUGAUCUACGCCCGUCUGUGGCGCUGGCCUGACCUCCACAAGAACGAACUCAAACAUGUGAAGUUCUGUCAGUUUGCGUUCGACCUGAAGUACGACAGCGUGUGUGUGAACCCGUACCACUACGAGAGGGUGGCGUCCCCCUCCCCCGCCCUCACAGGUCCUCAGUCUCUAAUAAAGGAGGAGUUCAUGCAGGACUGUCUGCAGAUCGACCUGCCCCCCCACUCUGACCCGUACACCCACCCCAUCUAUCCCAGCAUGCCUCUGUCUCCUCCAGGCAGCAGCUCCCUGACAGCUGCAGCCCUCUCUGCUGGGGGAGGCUGCAGCAGUGCAGGAGGCUGCAGUCGGACCAGGACUGUUGGUGGGGGAGUCAGCAGUGAGGGCCCAGGCCUCCUCCAGAUCGCCCCGCCUCAGAAUCACGGAGGCCAGGCAUCCCCACUCAACCCAAACCCACCUCACACCACAGAGCCUCCUCACCCUUCCACCCCCACCCCGACGCCCCCACACCAGCAGAUCCCUGAGUACAGCAGCCCCCCCAAACCUGUCACCUGGGCAGGUAACGGCCCCUCCCCCUACAGCCCGGCAGGACGUCAGCAGAAUGGGCGGAGCCACCAGCAGCCUCCAUUACAUCAUCACCAUGCGCCCAACACUCACUUCUGGUCACAGCAUCACAGUACUGCUCCAUACCCACAACCAGUGUUCAACCACCCAGGUCCAGAGUUCUGGUGCUCCAUCUCGUACUUUGAGUUGGACGUUCAGGUCGGUGAGAUGUUUAAGGUCCAGUCCAGCUGUCCUCUGGUGACGGUGGACGGUUACGUGGACCCUUCAGGAGGAGAUCGUUUCUGUCUGGGACAGCUGAGCAACGUCCACCGUACCGCCGCCAGCCACCGCGCCAGGCUGCACAUCGGGCGGGGGGUUACGCUGGAGUGUCAGGGGGAGGGUGACAUCUGGAUGCGUUGCCUUAGUGACCACUCUGUAUUCGUCCAGAGUUUCUACCUGGACCGCGAGGCUGGCCGAGCGCCAGGAGACGGAGUCCAUAAGAUCUAUCCUGGAGCUUAUAUCAAGGUGUUUGACCUGAGGCAGUGUCACAGACAGAUGCAGCAGCAGGCAGCUGCAGUCGUCGGUGCGAUUCCCGGUAGUGUGGGGGGGGUCACCCCUGCUGUCAGUGUGUGCUCAGGUGCAGCAGGUGUGGGCGUGGACGACCUGCGCAGGUUGUGUAUCGUGCGUCUGAGCUUUGUUAAAGGGUGGGGGUGUGACUACCCGCGGCGGAGCAUCAAGGACACCCCCUGCUGGCUGGAGGUUCACCUGCACCGAGCGCUGCAGCUGCUCGACCAGGUGCUGCACACGCUGCCGCCGCGGGAACAGAUGCUGUGA